This is a messenger RNA of Megachile rotundata (alfalfa leafcutting bee), 3797 nucleotides long. RefSeq lists its product as uncharacterized. The record is from RefSeq and is a predicted model, not a curated record. Lineage: Eukaryota; Metazoa; Arthropoda; Insecta; Hymenoptera; Megachilidae.
ACCAACGUCAAUCGUCUACUCGAUAAACAACCGUGUUUUGCUAUCCUUUCCGAUAAUUUUUGACAUACACAAUCGACUGGAAGCAUGUUGAAAGCUCUAUAACUCAUCGUUGACGACAAUGCUUGGCCGUUGACGUCGGUCAUCGUGAAAUCAACAGUAAUCAUGUAUGGUAUCGUUUCCGAUAGUUUCAAACACGAAUAACCGUUUGGAACAACUUUGAAAUCUCUACAUUUCAUUCUUGUUCUACCUACAUGUUUACAACAGGUACUCUAAAUUUGAAAUACACAUUCGAAUUCGUGAGACACCUGGUCUAACCCACUAGUACAUUGCACAAUCGGGAUUAUAACGUGUCAUACAACACACAUAGCGUAACAUAACAGCAUGUGUCUAACACACGAACGACGCGGUGUCAGGCAACGUGUGAAGGGGCUUAUCCGGAGCUUUGCGUUAACAUAAUCGGAAGAUUCGAUUGUAGUGGAUCUACCGGUAAAUCGCUUCCUCUAACGCAUAUUAUUUGACUGCUGGUUAAAAGAUGGGGAUACUAUGAAUGAGCGACGAAAAGAGGGAGAAAUAGGGGUCAAAGUCAAACGGUAACGAAGCUCGGCUCAGUUGUCAUUUCUUCGCUGUGCCAGCUGCAUUCGUCGUCGAUCGACUGCUGUGCUGUCUGCGAUUAAUCGAACUCUACGCAGCAACAGGUAAAUCAUAAUGUCACCGUCGGUCGAGCCGUUUCCAGUUCAAAACUUAAACGAGCUUCUAGCUGAAAGUCUGGGCAAAGAUAUACAAGUGAAGCAGUUAGAAUGGAGGCCGCUAACUGCUCCAGGGGAGAACUUUGGAAGCGUAAUGUUGGCCAUCAACGUCACAGUGACUCGUCUGAACAGGACGGACACUUUGCAUCUAGUUGGCAAACUACCGCCCACAUCGGCCUAUCUGUUGGACCUAUUUAACAGUCCUGUAACAUUUAAGAAGGAGCUACUAUUCUACAGUUCAAUGGCGAAAGAGUUCACGAAACUUCAACUGGAAAGCGGCAUAAACGAGAAGGAUGUAAGCGACCUGGCUCCCAAAUACUUUGGCGGAAGAUUAGGUCUGAAAGACCCGGAGGUAUUCGAUCAUCAAGCGGUUAUCGUCCUGGAAAAUCUCAAAUACAACGGCUACAACACGGAGGACCGUAUCUGGGGGUUGGACAAAAUCCACACGGAGUUUGCUCUGGACGGUCUGGCCAGGUUACACGCGCUCACCAUAGCCCUGAAGCUCAAGAAGCCUCAGUUAUUCCAGCGAAUGGUAUCCGAGGUGUUGACCGAGGUGCUGAACGACACCACUGAGAAAUGUGUGAUCGACAUGAUCAGAAAAGCUCAGGCUGACAUCAACAACAUCGCGGAGAUGAAACCGUACAUGGACCGUGUGAACAAAACCAUAGAGCAUGGCAUCCAAGCGAACAAGAACGCUGGACAAGCCGAAGAGCCGUGGGCAACCUUGGUCCACAAUGACUUCUGGGUGAACAACAUGAUGUUCCGACACGAUCAACGCGGACAGUUGAUCGAUAUGAAGAUCGUGGACUUCCAGUUGUGCGUGUACGAUUAUGGGGUCAAUGACCUGAUCUUCUUCUUGGUGUCCAGCGCGAACAAAGACAUACUGGAUAAUAAACUGGACGAUAUGAUCGAUAUGUAUUACUUCCGUUUCGUAGAGUUCUUGAAGACUCUAAAAGUGGACACAGACAGAUUCACCAAACAGAAAUUCGACCAGAUCGUGAAUCAUUGUGCGACGCUCAAGUUCAAUCAGUGCAUGAUGAUGGCACAAGUCAUCCAAGCUCCUCGGGCGUCCACGCCGGAGAUCAAGGAAGUCAAAGGGGAUGAUAUAUUCCUGAAUCGGGUAGGGGAUGAUGUGUACAAACAGAAGUUGGCGCACAUCGUGCAGCUGUUUGAUAAAAGGGGAUGGUUAGUUAAAUAGUUACCUGACGCUGUUAGAGAAAUUUUUUAUAGAUUCACACGCUUGUUUCUUGAUUUAUGAUCUUUUCUAAAUGAUCAAUAAUUCAUUUACAUUAUUUAUAUUCAACUUUACACCAUAUUAAUUGAACAUAAGUUUUCCCUUUUUUAUUAUACAGGCACGCAAAGCUUUAUGUGAUUUUAAUCUUGUUCUGAUUUUGGUCAUUUUUUUAGAAAGCUCUAUUUGGCAGAAAAGUGGAAUUUUUAUACUGAAUAUUAAUUUAAAUUGAAGAUAAGUAGAUUUAGCAAAAUCGUUGCAGUAAAUAUAAAGUUAAAAUUAUGUAAUUAUAAGAUCCCGAGACAGAUUUCAUUAGAAAAAAAAAUAAAGGUCAAAUACAAUAAUGAAUCUGAAACAAAAGUACAAAAUAUUUUAAGCAACGUGACGAUAAAUAAAAUUUAAAUUUUGUACUUUUUUAUAUUUUUUAAGUGAAUAUUAAUAAUUAUUAUUAUAAAUAUUAUAAUUAUGCAAUAUAUUAUGUACAAUAAUUUAUUAUUAAUAUUCACGUUUAUAAUAUAAUAAUAUAUUGUUUAUAAUUUAAUAUGUAAAACAAAAAUACAAAAAACAUAUGUAGCAUUUCUCCCAUAAAUCAAGAAAUAGGUCAUAUUUUUAUACACGACAAAAAGUACAAAAAAGUUGCAAGAAUGUCGAAAAUUUAUAAGGCAAGUUGAGACAAAAUGGUGAUUUAGAAUAAAUUGUUUAGCUGAUAGAUUUGUAGCCAAUUAAAGAUUUGUACAGGCCAUCUACUUUGAAAAUUACAUCUACUUUUCCAUACUUUCAUAUACCAAAAGAUAUGUUAAUUUUUGUAAAAAUAUUGAUAAGCGUUAACAGAUAUUAGAAUAUCAUACUAUCGAUGGUGAUAAAUAAUCGGAUCUUGUUCUGAUAAGUGAUCAGAAUCUAAUGAAUAAAUUCGUUUGUCCUAAACAAACCUACAUUUUCAAAAUAAAUGGCUGAUGUAGUGUCAAGGAACCACCAAAUAUGUACAUUCGUAAUGUUUAGAAUCGAAGCUUUAAUAAUAAUUUUUUGUAAAAGACAAAUUUGGUAGUUUUAAAUAUGCCUGUAACGUAUUGUACAUUGCACAAAACUAUUCUCUUUUUUAAAUAAAAGGUUUGUUUUAUUUACCGAAAAGAAUUGAUUCGCGGAAUAAAGAUACGGGAAGAUAAACUGUUUAAAGACCGCAAGAAUUACAUGCAGAUAUUUCAGUAAUCGUUUGGAUUCUUCCACUUGUGGUCAAACGAAAUGGAGAUGUUAGAAUCUUGUUUUGUGUUGCUUUGACGCAUAUCAUGCAACCUGAUAAUGACACGUAUUUUAUGUAACGUGACAUUGAAACACACUUUAAAGUACUUUUUCACUCUUGAUUAAUCGAGUGAGCUCUAUCGAGACAAUAAGUAGUCAAUUAACACAACAGUCAGACUUUUAAGACGAAGACUAUACAGUCUAUGCUCAUCGCAACGAGGAAACCUUGAAUUAUAUUUCAACUAUUUUGUAUGUUAAACGCUUCAUUUAUGUAACGGUGGAAUUUUAACAUUCCAUUUGAGUAAAAACGCUUAGACGUCAAUGAAAGCAAUUGAACGGAUUAAGUUAUUUGUCCACAAAAAGAAUUUAAAGAAAAACGCCUGAAAAAUGUAGUACAUUAUUUAAUAUAUUAAUUGUAAAAUUAAUAUUAAUAUUGCGUAAGUUGUAGUAUGGGGUUAAUAAUGAGCGUAUACGGAAACACCGAAAGAUGAGCGAAACAUAAUAAAUGUUUUGGAGGGCCUCUUAAAAAUAUGAGAUGGGUAUUUAACCUAACCCCAAAAGUUAAGUGAUAUGUAAAACUAAGG